This is a messenger RNA of Mixia osmundae IAM 14324, 2154 nucleotides long. RefSeq lists its product as uncharacterized. The record is from RefSeq and is a predicted model, not a curated record. Gene Ontology annotation, molecular function: signaling receptor activity. The transcript is spliced from 2 exons. Bases 1 to 2154 code for a protein of 717 amino acids. Gene Ontology annotation, cellular component: membrane. Lineage: Eukaryota; Fungi; Basidiomycota; Mixiomycetes; Mixiales; Mixiaceae.
AUGACAUCCAACGGAUCUGCUCGUACAUCGAGCAAGGGCAAGGAGCGACAAGCGAAUCAGGAGCCAGAUGAGAGCAACAUCCCACCUGCUUUCAAUGUGCUCCCGCCUGUCUCUGCACCAGGCUCGUACUUCCCUCAGUCUCAAUCUACGUCCAGCUUGUCACCCUACCUCACGAGCGAUCGUCGGACAAAGAGCCACGCGACCAGCUCGGUCAUUGCCGACGAUGCAAGCUCAGAGACGAGCAGUUCGACGUCUACGGGACCCAGCAAUCUAGGACAGCGUCCACGGUCGAGCUCGAUGUACGUUCACUCUGCUACGUCGUUUCCAAGGCGGAUACAAGCAGCCUUGCCGCUCGCGUUGGACUAUCUCGACUUUUCCGGCCUACGCGCUUUACUGCUCGGUCAUGUCAAUCAGGCAGAGGAGACGCUCAAGACGGUCAGGGAGGAGUUUUCGGGCAGCGAGAACGAGUGGUCGCAUGAGUCUGAUGGGGAAGGCGAGAGCGACGAGACGGACAACGAGACCAAUGGCCACUCAGAUCCGAUCAGAGCCAACGUCAUCAUCGAUCCUACAGAGGGCGCAGUACAGCCUUCGACGCUACGGCGUCGGCGACGCAGGCGAGAAGAGCGAGCAAAUAGUACGGCAAGUGCUCCGCCUUCAUCAUCCAGUCUGCACACCAAUAUGCCCGCGCCAAGGAGCUUAGACGCACUCAUGGAUCAAUUAUCUGCCUACCUCGCAUCCAUGAAGUCUGAGCUACUGUCUGCGACCAGCAUACCCGCCACACCGGGGAGUAUCACGCUUGCAGGUCCAGCAGCCCGUGCAAAGCUAGAAGAACUCGUCACAAGCCUCGAAGCACUCGGCGCAUCUGCCUCGGCUUCCCGUGCGACAAUGGUCACCUCACUCACCGCUCAUCUCGAGCGACUGCGCGAUGCAGUCGAUGUGCGCAACAGGGCGGAAUGGCAGUGGCCCAGUGUUCCGCUCACGCCUGGUCAAUCCCGCGUGCCUUCCAUCUCGACAGUGCAAGCCUACUUUCGAGCAGAAUCUGACCGAUUGGCUCGAGCUAUAUCGAAAUUGCCGGACAUUGAUACUAUACAUAUACCACACAAUCCGCUCUCCGAUGCGCUCAAGACGGCAAAGACGGCCAGACACUAUUUACAUGAUUAUGAUCGUGCAGAGGACGAGCUAUACGCUAGAGCUCUAGAACUGGGCAAGACGAGACUACUUGUCUAUGACGAAUUACCUCAGGAGUGGCGAAACAAUGCCUUUAUCAUCUCUGGCUAUCGCUUUAUACCCAUGGAACGCUGGCGUGCUCUUUUUGCAAGCUUCUUUGGCUGGCACAACGAGACUCUCAAUAUUCACACGCACGUGGUCGGCUCGGUAUUCGUGGCAUACUUGCUGGCCAACUUCAGCAGUCUUGCGCCCAUCGAGACCGACUUGCCCUACUCGCCCAUGGAUAGAUUCGUCAAUGCGCUCUUUCUCGUCGCAGCCAUCAAGUGUCUCGUUUUGUCAGCUAUCUGGCAUCUCUUCGCAGGCUGCGCAUCCCGUCGUGUCUUCAUCGGCACAGCCUGUCUAGACUAUAUCGGCAUCUCCGCCCUCAUCGCUGCCUCUGUCAUCUCGCUCACAUGGUACGGCCUACGAUGCAACGAAGAGAUUGCGAUGCCCUAUAUCUACUUUAUUGGCGCAGUGGGACUGCUGGGCAUGUACUUGCCAUGGAAAGAAUGGUUCAACAAGCGCGAGAACAAAGGCUGGCGGAUCGCUUUCUUCCUCAGCAUGUGCGCCUCUGCCGUUGCUCCUCAAGCUCACAUGGCUUGGAUGUACGGACUCGUCGAGACGAUCACCUUUUUCAUUCCGGCUCUGUGGUCAGUUGCAGCCUACGUCGCUGGGCUGGUCCUGUAUGCGCAAAAUUGGCCAGAAAGUAUAGGAAAGAAAGGUGCUUUCGAUUGCGUUGGUCACAGCCACCAGUUCUGGCAUCUCGCAAUCUGUCUGGCUAUAUGGCUCCACUGGCGAGCACUGGGCAUCUUGCACACAGAGGGUUCGAUCGCCUUUUCGUGCGCGACUCAGCCUAUGCCUGCGCUCAUUGCGCACGCUGCCUCGGUCAUCAAGUCUGACUCGGUGCAUUUCUUCAAGCAGAUCGUACUCGCUUUCAGCAAAGGAUAG